Molecule: messenger RNA, 653 nt
Organism: Moneuplotes crassus
Lineage: Eukaryota; Ciliophora; Spirotrichea; Euplotida; Euplotidae
Source: the annotation of a GenBank genome assembly
CAGCAUGGAAAUGCUUUCAAUGAUCGAGAAAGAGCUAAAUGAUAUCUGUCAGCGCGCAGAGAUGCUCCAAAUCAGUACUAAAGAGAGACUAGCCGCAGCCAUUGAAGAAUCCAAGGAGCAGCUUGAAGAAGCAGAGGAGUUGUUAAAACAAAUGGAGCUCGAAAUGGUCCAGAUGAAUACUUCUGCUAAAGAAUCAUAUAAAGAACGUCUCAGGACAUAUAAGGAUAACCUUCAAAGAGCAAAGCUCAAGGUUUCAAAGAUGGAGGAGCAAUACCGAACUCAAAUGAAUAAGGAAACAGCAAUGGGAGGAUAUUAUGAUGAAGAAAAUAAAUAACGAAGGAAAACAAACACUUUUAAACAGUGGCAACCAAGCCUUACUCAAACAAAAUCAAAAAUUGCAAGAUGCCGUUCGCUUUGGUGAAGAAGCAGAGAUUCAGGCAAGAGACAUCAAGAUUGACCUAGAAGGACAAACAGCUAAGCUUGAAAACGUGAACAGAAAUAUUGGUGGGGUCAAUAAUAACCUCCAUCAAGGAAAUAAGCUGAUUGAUGUCAUGAAAAGACACGAGAUGAAGAAUAAGCUGCUUUUACUAUGAGUAUGUGUUACUGUAGUCAUGGGAAUACUAAUAUGAGCAUAUUUUAUCCUUAUAAAAUAG